Molecule: messenger RNA, 498 nt
Organism: Dovyalis caffra
Lineage: Eukaryota; Viridiplantae; Streptophyta; Magnoliopsida; Malpighiales; Salicaceae
Source: the annotation of a GenBank genome assembly
AUGGUGAGAGAAAGAAGGGAGAGAAGAGAUGAUAGCGGGCGUUACAAGGGAGUGAGGAUGAGAAAGUGGGGAAAAUGGGUAGCAGAAAUAAGACAACCAAACAGCAGAAAUAGAAUAUGGUUAGGUUCAUAUGAUACUGCACAGGAAGCAGCAAGAGCCUAUGAUGCUGCUGUUUUAUGUUUACGUGGGCCUUCGGCAACUUUUAAUUUUCCAACGAAUGUACCGGAAAUUCCUGCAAGGACAGAGGGGUUGACUCCCGUGCAGAUUAGGGAGGUUGCUUUUAGGCAUGCAAGAAGAGGGAAUAUGGUGGAUCCUGCAGAGAGGAUUGUGGAAACUGCCUUGUUUGAAGGGCAGUCAAGGAUGAGUGCAGAGGGGUAUUUUGGUGGUCGAGGGAAUGGGGUAGAAAGUUUGGAGGGAAUUUUGAGUGGGGCAUAUUAUCAAACACCUGGUGUGUGGACAUCGAUGACAGUUCUCGAGUUUAAUGAACCUAGAGAGUAG